Molecule: messenger RNA, 1410 nt
Organism: Mixia osmundae IAM 14324
Lineage: Eukaryota; Fungi; Basidiomycota; Mixiomycetes; Mixiales; Mixiaceae
Exons: 11
Coding region: 1-1410 (469 amino acids)
Biological process (GO): isocitrate metabolic process
Cellular component (GO): mitochondrion
Molecular function (GO): isocitrate dehydrogenase (NADP+) activity; NAD binding; magnesium ion binding
Source: RefSeq, a predicted model, not a curated record
AUGCAAGCGCCUCGACUAGGGCGCACAGCAUUCUCCAGUGCUGCACGAGCAUCUCUCCUUCUCCAGCCGAGAGCUCUAGCAGGCUCACACAGUCGUUACGCUGCACCACCUUGCGCAAGAAAUUUAGGAGCCAUGUCGACUCGGCAAGCUUCGAGCUCGUCCGACCAGAGGAUACAAGUCGCUAACCCUGUCGUCGAGAUGGACGGCGACGAGAUGACGAGGAUCAUCUGGCACAAGAUCAAAGACGAGCUCAUCCUGCCGUACAUCAAUGUGGAUCUCAAAUACUACGACCUCGGGAUAGAGCACAGGGAUCAGACGGACGAUAAAGUCACGACAGAGGCAGCAGAAGCCAUCAUCAAAUAUGGCGUCGGCGUCAAGUGUGCCACCAUCACGCCCGACGAAGCGCGAGUUGAAGAGUUCCACCUGAAGAAGAUGUGGAAAUCGCCCAAUGGUACUAUACGCAACAUACUAGGAGGAACCGUCUUCCGCGAGCCGAUCGUGAUGGAGAAAGUACCAAAGAGUGUCCCCGGAUGGAUCAAGCCUAUCGUGGUAGGACGACACGCACACGCCGAUCAGUACCGAUCGACUGAUAUCAAAGCGCCUGGACCGGGCAAGCUUGAGCUUGUCUUUACGCCAUCGGAUGGCAAAGGCGAGAAGCAAACGUUGGAGGUCUAUGACUUCAAAGGCCCAGGAAUGGGUCUAGCAAUGUACAACACUGUUCAAAGCGUUGAGGACUUUGCGCAUGCAUCCUUCAAAAUGGCAAUUUCGAAAAAGAUCCCAAUGUACCUAUCGACGAAGAAUACAAUCUUGAAGGGCUAUGACGGCAUGUGGAAGGACACCUUCCAGAGAAUAUACGACGAGACAUAUGCGAGCGAAUUCAAGAAGCUCGACAUCUGGUAUGAACAUCGACUGAUCGACGAUAUGGUCGCGCAAAUGAUCAAAUCCUCCGGUGGCUUCCUCAUGGCCCUCAAGAACUACGAUGGCGACGUACAAUCGGACAUAGUCGCACAGGGCUUCGGCAGCUUAGGACUGAUGACGUCUGAACUCAUCACACCCGACGGCAAGAUCAUGGAAAGCGAGGCCGCCCAUGGCACCGUCACACGUCACUUCAGAGAACACCAAAAGGGCAACGAGACGUCUACCAACUCAAUCGCAUCGAUCUAUGCAUGGACGAGGGGGCUGGCUUUCCGCGCAAAGCUCGACGACAAUGAGAAGCUUCUCAAAUUUGCUCAGGAUCUCGAGGCUUGUUGCAUAGAAGCUGUCGAUAAAGACGCGGUCAUGACCAAGGAUCUGGCACUGGCGAUACAUGGCAAGAACAUGAAACGGGAACAUUACGUUACGACCGAAGGCUUCCUCGAUUUUGUUCGAGACAAGCUUCGCAAGAAGAUCAGUGCUUACGCAAAGCUCUAA